Messenger RNA from Colletotrichum scovillei, 930 nucleotides. RefSeq names its product homeobox domain-containing protein. The record is from RefSeq and is a predicted model, not a curated record. Lineage: Eukaryota; Fungi; Ascomycota; Sordariomycetes; Glomerellales; Glomerellaceae. Bases 1 to 930 code for a protein of 309 amino acids. The transcript has 2 exons.
AUGGGCCCCGGCCCCCGAACCUCCAACCCCUUUGCGCGACAGGGCGCCCUCGAGAACUCCAUGUCCAUGCACCGUGGCCAGCCGAGCCGACCUCUCCAGCCUCUCCAGCUCCGUGAGACCAUGAACCGGUCAAGGUCGGACCUCAACUCUCCUCUCCGCUCCAGCAUGUCCUGGAAGGGCGACGCGAUCGACUACAGCACAUAUCACCAUGGAGCCGGCGGAAGCCCUCAGCUGAGUGGAAGACAGCAGUCGGUCUACCAGCCAGAGCAGAUGAGCGGCCCCUCGAGCAGCGGCCUCCCCUACGAGUCAAGCUCUUACUCCAGCAACAACUCACCUCCCGGCAUGAACUACUCGAGCUUCCCCGGCGGCCCGCCAAACCGCCUUCGCGCCCGCGCCUCGUCAGGCACUCUCGGCCUCGACCUCCGCAACCAGUACCGCUCCGUCGGCUCCGUCCCGCCCCCAGGCCACUCUCCGGCCCCUCGCGCCACCUCGGCCCAGUUCGCCUACACCUCCAGCCUGCCCUCGGCUCCCCUCACCGCGCCCGUCGACUUCUCCCUGCCCCGCACGCCCGGCGCCCGACCCGGCGGCGUCCAGGACUACUCGAUGCCGCAGAUGAGCGCGCCCAUCGCCGCGCCCAACGACUUCUCGCAGGCCUUCCACGCCAGCAUGAACACCUCCAGCUCCAGGACGCCCAUGCGCGACACCUUUGGCGGCGGCGGCCCGAUGCCGCCUCAGCACCCCCCUCACGGCGCCCACAAUGGCGAGUACGCCCACCAGCAGCAGCAGCAACAUCACCAGGAACAACAGCGAGGAGGAGACGAGUACGGACACGAGUUCGGCGCGCUGAAGAGGAAGAGAAGCUUCUCGAGCGGAGCACCGGCCGGCCCUGGACCCGCACCCGGACCUCAGGCAUACGGAAGCACAGCAUAA